Messenger RNA from Euleptes europaea (tarantolino), 864 nucleotides. RefSeq names its product dynein axonemal light chain 4 (gene DNAL4). Gene Ontology annotation, cellular component: dynein complex. Bases 214 to 576 code for a protein of 120 amino acids. The record is from RefSeq and is a predicted model, not a curated record. Gene Ontology annotation, molecular function: dynein intermediate chain binding; dynein light intermediate chain binding. Gene Ontology annotation, biological process: microtubule-based process. NCBI's taxonomy places the organism in Eukaryota, Metazoa, Chordata, Lepidosauria, Squamata, Sphaerodactylidae. The transcript is spliced from 4 exons.
GUAGGCGGGUUUUCCGGCGUCGGUUGCUAAGACAAGCAGGUUUCUCUCCUUAACAACCACCGGGAGGCUGGCGUACGGGGCCGAGGUGACGCAGCAGCAGAAUGCCCUACUUAUGCAAAACUGUUUGGCCUGAAUUCUAACCAUUCCUAGUCUGCAUCUGACUCGCUUCCUGCAGCCUGCUCUGCCCCUUCCCAGGGUCACCGUGGACCAGCAAUGGCGGACACCGGGGAGGGGAAAAAAGAGGAGGCAGACUAUAAGAGACUUCACAUGUUCCCACUGAUCAGGGUAAGAAUGAGAACAAAGAGGUAUGAUAUGAUCUUGGAUCAGCAUUCAGAUAUGCCAGAAGAAAUGCGAGUAGAGGCCAUGGAGUUAUGUGUUACUGCUUGUGAGAAAUAUGCUACCAACAAUGAGAGUGCAGCCAAGAUGAUCAAGGAAACCAUGGACAAGAAGUUUGGCUCCUCCUGGCACGUAGUGAUUGGUGAAGGUUUUGGUUUUGAGAUCACCCAUGAGGUGAAGAACCUGCUGUAUAUGUUUUUUGGAGGCAGCCUAGCGGUUUGUGUUUGGAAGUGUUCCUGACAUACUCUGCCUGUGUACAAGCUUGCCACAGCCAAGAGAUUUUUUCAGACUUUUGAUUGGGGUUUUUUUUGUACAACUUAAAGGGCAGCUUUAUUUUUAAUAAUAAAAUAUUGGGCUUUUUUCUUAUUUAUAUACCAGUUUUAUGGAAAAUAUUUAGCGUCUGUGCGCGUGUAAAUCUGUUGAGCUACCUAAUCCAGCUCAUAGGGUUUCUGAUUUUACCAAUGUGGCUUUUUACUGAGAUGAUGCAAGAGGAAUCAGGGAAUGGAGUUUGUUUUUUUGGGUUUUUUU